AUUCAUAAUUCAAAUCAACGUUUGAAAUUUGUCAAAAUUUUGUGUGUUGUAACUUUUAAAAUUUGUUGUUAAAGUAAAAAAUGGCGUGCGCGAGACAAAGUUUGCUCGCUGAACUGCAUGAUUUAGUAAACCAAAUAGGAGAUAGCUGCGGGUCCUCGUCAGAUCCCUGUUCUUGCUGCACGCCAGACCCGCCAUGUGCUCCUUGUUGCCCUCCCUGUAAUUUCCCGUACGCCCAAGUAAUAAUCUCAUGCCCGCCCCCGGUUUUGGCCCCAAUUUACCCCGAGCCCGUGAAACCUCUGGGCUUGUUUUGUCCAAAAACGGAAACACCUUUGAUGACUUUACAAGAACGGGAAGACUCUCGAUACGACAGUUUUUACAACAAUUAUAAUAUCGACUGGCAUAGCGAAAGCCCGCGUUACGCCAACAAAUACAUACGUCCUGAAUGCACCCCCGACAAACAGAAGGGACAAACAGUGGAUGGAAAAUCGCCUUGUUGCGACUGCUUACCAUGCGAGCCGUGUCUGGACGUCGGGUGCCCCACGGGAUUCAAACCAUGUACCAUGAGAUUGACGCCGCCGCCGUGUUGUCACCCAUGCGGGGUGUGGUGCGCGGAAAUUCAACCAUGCCCUCCAAAGCCGAAAAAGUGUCUCCAUUACAAAAUAGGGGCGGCAUUGGAAACGAAGCCUUGCUCAUAAUGCGUGGUGUUGUAAUGUUUUUGGUUUUUUUUUUUUUUUUUUAGGUAAUAAAUGUCUGGAUCUUGAAUACUAGUUCGUUGAUGUUGUUAGUUACGUGUUUAACUCAAAAAAAUCAAAUCGCUCUUUUAAAGUAAGUGUUGCUAAGUUAUAGGUUUGACAUUCCAAAAUUGAACUAAAUUUUUGUGUGUAAAUUUUGUGUUUGAUAAAUUUUUGUUGUGCCGGGGCUAAAUAUGGCGUGUUGUACAGACGGUUUAUUGUCGGAAUUAAAAGAUCUGGCCAAUCAAAUCGGAGACUGUUGUACCGAGAAGUGUUGUCCUGAGCCUUGUUGCGAACCAUGCUGCCAACCCUGCUGCCCUCCUUGUACUUUUCCCUUCGCCCAAGUGACGAUGUGUUGUCCUCCACCGAUCCUGGCUCCCACGAUACCCCAACCGGUGAAACCCCUCUCUCUACCGUGUCCUCCUUGUUGUGGUCCACCACCGCUAACGCCCGCCGAAGAAGAACGAGCCCGCUACAACAAUUUCUACAACAACUACAACAUCGACUACCACUCGGUGAGCCCUUCUUGUCCCUAUUGUCCCCCCGAGAUACCCCAGAAGCAGCGGUGUUGCCAAGAUUACACGAUAAAAAAAGACGAAGGGUGUUGUACGGCGGGCUGUCCCACAGGAUUCAAACCCUGUUCCAUGAAACUAACUCCUCCUCCUUGUUGUGAUCCGUGCGGGGUUUGGUGCGCCCAAAUCCAACCCUGUCCACCAAAACCCAAAAACAAGAAUGAAAAGUAUGUGCCGGGACCGUGCACUAGGCCUUGCUGUAAACACUGGAAACCUAAAGAGGGGCCAUGUCUCUAUGACGAUCCUUGUAAAGCCCAUUGUUUUAACCAUCCGCCCGGGAUGAAGCCAUCAGGAAGAUGGCCGUGACUUGUCUUGUGUUUAAUUUGGUUUUAGGUAAGUCUAAUUAUUGUAACUGUUUAAGUAAUAAACAUAUCUGGCGUGUUGUUUGUUAUACACAA
This is a messenger RNA of Zophobas morio, 1701 nucleotides long. RefSeq names its product keratin-associated protein 9-8-like. The record is from RefSeq and is a predicted model, not a curated record. Lineage: Eukaryota; Metazoa; Arthropoda; Insecta; Coleoptera; Tenebrionidae. The transcript has 5 exons. Bases 81 to 695 code for a protein of 204 amino acids.